AUGUUCAAGGUCUUCACGGUUUUCAAGGUCUUUACAUUCUUCAAGGACUUCACGUUCUUCAAGGUGUUCACGUUCUUCAAGGUCUUCACGGUCUUCAGAGUUUUCGAGGUUUUGAGUAUCUUCAAGGUUUUCACAUUCUUCAAGGUCUUCACGUUCUUCAAGGUCUUUACAUUCUUCAAGGACUUCACGUUCUUCAAGGUCUUCACAUUCUUCAAGGUCUUCACGUUCUUCAAGGUCUUUACAUUCUUCAAGGACUUCACGUUCUUCAAGGUCUUCACGGUCUUCAGAGUUUUCGAGGUUUUGAGUAUCUUCAAGGUUUUCACAUUCUUCAAGGUCUUCACAUUCUUCAAGGUCUUCACAUUCUUCAAGGACUUCACGUUCUUCAAGGUCUUCACGUUCUUCAAGGUCUUCACAUUCUUCAAAGUCUUCACGGUCUUCACAGUUCUUGACGGUCUUUCAGGUUUACGAGGUCUUCACGGUCUUCAAGAGGCCGCAAAAAUGUUACCUUCAGAAGACCUGACAAAUGAUACCGUCAGAUAAUGGACCAAUGCACAGUCCCAUCACUUAAAACAUGUUUAAUGGAAACAUGUUGAUCCUGGAACCUCGGUCACUCCAGAGACCCAGAACGGUAAAGUUUCCAUUCAAAAUAUACGAAGUUGAUGCUUUUUGAGUCUUUCUUUUACCACUAUUUUAUUUUCUCUUUUCCCGGACACAAGAAGUUGAAACCCUCCUGAAUUUUCUUCACCUCUCGAAGAUUUAAGCUAUUUUUCCUUUCUUCCAACAAUAGUGUCCUGAUGCCGUUGAAGGACUUCUGAUGUAAUGAACAGGAGUAUCCUUCUUUUCUUCGUAUUAAAGCAGAUUAUCUCCUAUAUUCCCCAGGCGGUAUAUAUAUACUUGACGGGUUUGGUGGCUGUAAUUUCUGUAUUCCCUCCUUCACUAUAGACGUGUGAAGGCUCUAGAGUUGCUCUCACUACCACA
Molecule: messenger RNA, 978 nt
Organism: Cherax quadricarinatus
Lineage: Eukaryota; Metazoa; Arthropoda; Malacostraca; Decapoda; Parastacidae
Source: RefSeq, a predicted model, not a curated record